Rosa rugosa (rugosa rose) is the source of this 1725-nucleotide messenger RNA. RefSeq lists its product as uncharacterized. The coding region runs from base 603 to 1532 and encodes 309 amino acids. NCBI's taxonomy places the organism in Eukaryota, Viridiplantae, Streptophyta, Magnoliopsida, Rosales, Rosaceae. The record is from RefSeq and is a predicted model, not a curated record. The transcript has 4 exons.
CUUCUUUCCCACUCUCACACUCACCGUCUCUGUUGCUUAGUCAUUUAAAAGCCAUCAUAUUUGACUCUAUUAUAUUCUUGAAUAGAUGAUUGUCAGGUUGUAUUAUUGGUUUUCAUGGAUGACUCUCUGGGUUGUAUUUGUAGUUUUAUGGACAAACCAAUCUUGGAUGAUGUAGUGAAAUGACUGGUUUGCCAUACUGUAAUCACACCUAGUUGACAGUAUUAUAUGUCUAAUGAUCUAAUCAGUACAAAUUAUAGUUGACCCAGCUGACCAUUUCAUCUGUUUGCAUGAACUUGAAUCAAAAGGUUUUGAGAUUUUCCAUAUCUGGUGGGUGUUGGAUUGAUGAAAUCAACUGAAUGAGCCACAUGCCCAAAUGGGUAACCUCUGAAAUAUUGUAAUUUUAUAUUAUCUACAUGUUGUAAGAUGAGGAUUUCUUUUUUCAAUGGAUACUUAGAACUUGGAAUCUCACAUGUGCUAACUUUUACAGUGAUGUUUGAUUUGUCACCUUGUAAAUUGCAGGUGAUCUUUCUAUGAACUGGAAGGGGACCUUUGGUUCUUUGGCAGACUAAUUGAGCCGGCGAUUGCUUCUUUGGGCUAUAACCAUGUCUGCUUAUGGCCACCAUAUGGAGCGAGAGUACUCCGCCCAGAGUCUUUCGAGUCGUGAAGUUUCUGAGAGAACAAGUAGUUAUGCAAUGGAGUCGGGGUUCUACAUGUCGUCCUUUGCUACAACAAUCUUCAUUGCUUCACUCGUCACAGUCGGGUUAUUAUUCAUCACUUUGCUGAUUGCACUGACGGUAAUGCUGCAGUCUUGUGAAAGCAAGAGCCGUGGAAUCGUUGAGGUUCAGAAACCAAGUUAUGAUUCAAAUUACUGCCAUAUCUUCUCUCUGCAUAUGGAACUCAACAACUUUGAGGCAGAUCAGUUCCCUUCAGUAUGCAGGGUUGUUGCUUCUCAGUACAUCAAACAAGGUCAAUAUGCAACAGAUUUAAAUUCUACCAUGGGGAUAGUUGAGGACUAUUUUGGUAGUAUUACUCCGCAACACGAUGGUCUGGAUGUUGUGUUGAUGGAUGUAGAUGACAUUCUUUCUUUAAACCCCCAGUAUAGUAAUUUUUCAGUGCACCGAUAUGAUCACUAUGGUUGUAGUGAUUGUAUGGAAGAGGCAAAGCAUCUGAAGCACAUGCUUAUUCUGAGACUAUACAUGAAACUUCAUUCUAGUGGUUGGCCUUUGAUUUUGUUAUCAAGAAAGCCAGAGACACAUAGGAAUACCUCCGUAGAGUAUCUUGUAUCUGCCGGAUACACAGCUUGGUCUUCAUUGAUUAUGAGAUCAGAAGCUGAACUGCAUAUGGAUAGCAGUGACUACUUCUCUAAACGAAGGGCUGCAAUGCAGAGAGAAGGAUUUCGCAUAAUCGGCAUUAUAAGCAGUCACAUGGAUGCUCUAAGAGGACCAUUUUUAGGAAGGCGUAUUUUUAAGCUUCCGAACCCAAUAUACAACAAUUUUGAAUAUCAAAUUGAAGACAUACAUACACCAAAAUAGAUCACUUUCCAACUUCAUGUUGUUGCUUGAUACACAUUGCUUUCCAUUCUGAAGCAGCCAUGUAAAUACAGUUGUUCUGCUCCGGAGUAUUUGUUGUCAAGAAAUGUCAAAUACAAGUAUUGUUACAAUUAUUGUAAACAUUGUUCAUGAAUUGCAUAAGUUUUGCCAAAUAAUAGUAUAUGGUUUCUUUUUA